Molecule: messenger RNA, 4811 nt
Organism: Polyodon spathula (Mississippi paddlefish)
Lineage: Eukaryota; Metazoa; Chordata; Actinopteri; Acipenseriformes; Polyodontidae
Product: solute carrier family 2, facilitated glucose transporter member 1-like
Exons: 10
Coding region: 327-1808 (493 amino acids)
Biological process (GO): response to insulin; monosaccharide transmembrane transport
Cellular component (GO): basolateral plasma membrane; apical plasma membrane
Molecular function (GO): hexose transmembrane transporter activity
Source: RefSeq, a predicted model, not a curated record
UUCCCGUAAGAUCAAUUUCAGAGCGAUAAAGACAUCGAGGAAUAAUCACGGUGCAAGUUGAUACAAGGACAGGAAGCGAUCAGAUACACAGCUUUGUAACUUUCAGCCUUUUUUUAAUUAAAAAGGCGGUGUAUGUUAAACGGGAAAAAAGGACACUGAACUGGGAUCGUUUCUAUAAGAAUAACUUGUAACUUUUUUUCUUCAGAUAAGCAAAUAGGCUACGACAUCAUUACACACCAGCAAUACAAGUUAUCGGACUUUUAAAACCAUCGGUUUCUGAUUUUUCUACAGCAAGUAAUCUUAAGAGGACAUUAGGGCCAGGAAGGAUGGAAUCAGGCGGCAAGCAAGUCACGUUGCAGCUGAUGCUGGCUGUAGGAGCGGCUGUGAUUGGGUCCCUGCAGUUUGGGUACAACACUGGAGUGAUCAACGCCCCUCAGUCGGUCAUUGAAUCCUUCUACAAUGAUACCUGGUUUGACCGAUACCAGGAGCCCAUUCCUCCAACCUCCCUCACCACCCUCUGGUCUGUCUCUGUCGCCAUCUUCUCAGUCGGGGGCAUCUUUGGAUCUUUCUCUGUCGGACUUUUUGUCAACCGCUUUGGGAGGCGGAACUCCAUGCUGUUUUCCAACUGUCUGGCCUUCAUCGCUGCUGCUCUGAUGGGCUUCUCGAAGCUGGGUGCCUCCUGGGAGAUGAUAAUCAUUGGCCGCUUUGUGGUGGGACUGUACUGCGGGUUGACCACUGGCUUUGUGCCCAUGUACGUGGGUGAGAUUGCACCCACUGCCCUCCGGGGGGCGCUGGGCACCCUCCAUCAGCUGGGCAUAGUCAUCGGGAUCCUCAUGGCACAGAUUUUCGGGAUGGAGGAGAUUAUGGGCAGUGCCUCUCUCUGGCCUGUCCUGUUGGGUUUCACCUUCAUCCCCGCCGUGGUGCAGUGUGCCAUCCUCCCCUUCUGCCCCGAGAGUCCUCGCUUCCUGCUCAUCAUCCGCAAUGAGGAGAACAAGGCAAAGAGUGUUCUAAAGAAGCUGCGUGGCACGACGGACGUGGGCGCUGACAUGCAGGAGAUGAAGGAUGAGAGCAGGCAGAUGAUGAGGGAGAAGAAGGUGACCAUCCCUGAGCUGUUCCGCUCACCGCUGUACAGACAGCCCAUCCUAAUCGCCAUCGUGCUGCAGCUCUCCCAACAGCUGUCAGGAAUUAAUGCUGUGUUCUAUUACUCCACUGAUAUCUUCAGGAGAGCCGGAGUGGCACAGCCAGUGUAUGCCACCAUCGGUGCUGGAGUCGUCAACACUGCGUUCACCAUCGUUUCGCUCUUCAUAGUGGAGCGUGCCGGCCGUAGGUCUCUGCAUCUCAUUGGACUUCUAGGCAUGGCAGGCUGUGCUGUUCUGAUGACCAUAGCGCUGGCUCUGUUGGAAAAGGUGGCCUGGAUGUCCUAUGUCAGUAUCGUGGCAAUCUUCGGCUUCGUGGCUUUCUUCGAGAUUGGCCCCGGACCCAUCCCCUGGUUCAUAGUGGCCGAGCUGUUCAGCCAGGGGCCCCGGCCCUCUGCCUUUGCUGUGGCUGGCUUCUCCAACUGGACGGCCAACUUCAUCGUGGGCAUGGGCUUCCAAUAUCUUGCGGAAUGGUGUGGGGCCUAUGUCUUUGUCAUCUUCACCGUCCUGCUUCUGGUAUUUUUCGUGUUCACCUACUUCAAAGUGCCGGAGACCAAGGGCAGGACGUUCGACGAGAUCUCGGCCGGGUUCCGCCAAGGCUCGGGCUCCAACCCCAGCGAGAAGCACUCCCCUGAAGAGCUCAACAGCCUGGGCGCUGACUCCCAGCUUUAAUCCCUCACUGUCCCCGGGCUUACUAAACACAAGAAACAGCACCACAGAAGAGCGGACUUCCUAUCUGUAUGUCUGAGUGAUUGUCUACACUGCUGGUAGAUUGAGACUUGCUGUCAUGACAUUUCUGGGGAAAAGAAGGGGUUUGUCCACACUAUUUUUUUUGGCAUACGUGUGGGAAGGGUGAGGCUGAGAGUGGUUGUGUAGUGGGUUCUCAUUUUUACUGCAAUUUAUUGCUGUUGUAUAACCUCAGCUUUGCUGGCUGCUUUUAUACAACCAUCAGAAUUUGUCAUGUAAAAUUGCUGCCCGUUCAUCUGUGGUUACAGAAAGUCAAUCUUCAGAUUUAAGUCAUCAGGAUUUUGAAGAAUUAAAAAAAAAAAAAAAAAAAGGCAAAGGCUGACCCCUCCUCUACCUUUCCCCUAGUGCAAGGACACUUGAGUAUUCACAAGAAUCUACAAACCCCACCCCUUUCCAACGAUUGGCUCAAAUGAUUUGUCGUGGUAACUGUUACAUUCCGAGUUUAUAGGGAAAUAUGUUUAAUGUCAUGGGCUGGACUGAUAGCCUUACGGUUACAGGCACCUACUGCUAAUAGCAAUGGCAUGUUUUUUUGUGCUGUUUUAAAGUUUCAUGUUAUGCAAAUAUCGUUUUUAUAAAAGUCGGACAUUGCGUUCCUGAAAGGAGGAAUUAACGAAUGUUAUUGUUUUUAUUUUUUAUAGCUGUAUGUAGAUAGAUAUAUACAUACGCUUUUAUGAUGAACCCCAUGCAUUUUUUUCUGGACUAGAAAAUGGCAUGAACACGCAAGAGAUGAUAGUGUCAGACUCUUUCAGCAGAACUGUAGUUCAUCACAUUGCUAUGUUUGCAGCUCUUUAGAAAACACACUAGCCCAGCUUUCCUUUGUAGUGCUAAUAGAUGAGCCAUACAUUUUUCUAUAGAUUUUAUAAGUGCAGAGUAUUUUUUAAUACAUUUUUUAAAACAAUUCAUCCUCCCUCUACCUGCGCCAAGUCUCUAAAAUCAAUCUCUUAUAUUCAAACCCCUUAUUUUUGUGCUCUUUUGGUUUUUCAUUUUUUUUAAAAUGUGAUGUGGGAUAUAAAUAUAACAAGAGAUACAAUGUAAACUGUCUGAUUGAUAUCCUGUGCUUUAGGUCAACCUCACUCUCAUAACCUGCAGUCAGCAAUAGCAGCAGCAGAAGUUUACAUGUUUAUAGCGUUGCCCUUGAUACAUCUGCAGAAAAGUGAACUACCAAAACAGAAUGGGGGAGGGUAUGAUAUCAUAUAAUAAAGGUAAUACUGAUAAUAAGAACAUUGAUUUGAAAUCCUUGGCUAUUACGGAAACCCCAAAAUGUGUCUGGAAAACUUUGUGAUGGGGUGAGGCACCGAUGCUGUUUUUAAAUGUUUCAAAAUGAGCAAUAAUGGAAAAUAGACAAUCCAUCACGAAUAUUAUAUCAAAAUUAAAAUCAUGCUAAAAAUAAACAGAAAGUGAAAAUGUAAAACCCUAAUAAACCAUGCAGUACUCUUACACGCUGCCCUAAAAUACACCAGCAGAAAUCCCAAGAACUCACAAACACACCACAAAACCGUUUCGCAGUGGUGUCUCUCUUGCGUGAAACUCUACAACUAUACACACCAGUAUCCUAUUUCAUUUUCUAUUGAAUUGAUCCUGCUGUAUGAGGGCUUUUUUUUUUCUUUUUAAAGCAGCCUAUUUCUCACUGAAAGCUAAAGUUUGCGUGAGUUUUAUGGGGCAGGGAUGGCAAAAUUCCAGUACAGUCAGUAUUAUAUUUUAAUAAUAAUAAUAAUAAUAAUAAUAAUAAUAAUAAUAAUAAUAAUAAUAAUAAUAAUAAUGUUAAUAAAUUAAAAACAGGACUCGUUUAGGAAUGAAAUAUCAUAUUUCAAGCGAGUAUCCUAGAUUGUACAUUUUAAUUUUUAAUUUUUAUUUUAAAGUAAUAGGUUACAAAACGUUACAGGUAGUUUCUGUAAGUGGGGCCUAUAUAAAAUGUUAUUGUACUUUCCCUCCUUGAAGAAGUAGCUCCAGAUUAUGGACUACAAUUCCCACAAUUCUUUGUAAGUAGUCAACUUCUUUGAAAUUUGAACACUUGCUACCUCAGUAGCACAGCAAAACAAAAAAAGGAAUACAAUCUCGGAAUAAAUAAACAAUGUGAGUGAAUGUAAAUCUCCUUAAAUUUGAAACGGAUUGCAUCUUAUCAGGACAAAAGUGAAUGUGGAUUCCAGCUUUGAUCAAGCUUUGGGGGUUGGCAUUAGGACAUAAUUGUAGCGCUUGUGUUCGUAACUAAUGCAGCUCAAGAUGCACAGCUGUCCUCUUAGAUUUGCCUUUCUUGUAAACAGGCAUUGAUCAGACAUAAAACUGUGUCUGGCAUGAACACACGGUAUAGGAAAGCAUGCUUCUGUACUGCAGCUGCAUUCCAAUGAAGGUCAGUUUGUUUUAAAUCUGCAAACCUGCAUUCCAUGCAAGUGCUGCUGAAGUCUGAGUGACACAAACAUGCAUCUCUUACAGCAGUAUUGCAGCUGCGCUAUAAUUCUGAAUUCAAUUAGACAUUAGUCAAGAAUUUCAAUCAAAAUGUCAUUUAAAUUAGGAACGUGGAGUUAAUGUUAACUGCUCAUUGUAUACCUUUUAAUCUAUUCAUAUUGUGACCAUAAUGAAAUUUACAUUUCUUAGGCUUACAAAUCAUUUUUAUAUUGAAGGGUUAAUAAGUAAUAUGUAAGUGUUCAUAGUUCAAACAUUGUAUAAUACCUUUAAAUACAGCAUACUUUUAUAAAACACCAAAUUCAGCAUCUAGUAUACUGUACACAAUGUAACAAAGGCUUUGUUUUUGCAGUUUUUUCUUAAAUAAUAUGCAAAUGUUAGACAGCUAUAACUAAAACACACAAAUCAAACAGGCUUCGUUUUCAAAAAAAAAAGGCAUCAAAAUGUUAUCUAAUGGACAGGCUAAGAACUUCUGGUUUGAUCAGAGCAAUCUUUCCGAAAUCCGAUUGUAUUCAAAAGGAACCCUCC